Molecule: messenger RNA, 4231 nt
Organism: Sus scrofa (pig)
Lineage: Eukaryota; Metazoa; Chordata; Mammalia; Artiodactyla; Suidae
Gene: FGFR3
Product: fibroblast growth factor receptor 3
Biological process (GO): positive regulation of kinase activity; fibroblast growth factor receptor signaling pathway; protein phosphorylation
Cellular component (GO): plasma membrane; signaling receptor complex
Molecular function (GO): fibroblast growth factor binding; fibroblast growth factor receptor activity; ATP binding
Source: RefSeq, a predicted model, not a curated record
GUGGCGGCGGCGGCGGCGGCGGCGCGGGCAGCUGGCGCCGCGCGGUCCUGCUCCGCCCGGCGCACGGACGCACCGCCGAGCCGACGGCCGGAGGGACGCGGCGCAGGCGCUGGGCCAGCGGGCCCUGAGCGCGGGCGAGAGCCGCGCUCAGCGAGUCGGGCGCUCGCGGCCGCCAGGCUCCCGAGCGGCGCCCUCCUCCCGCCGGUGCCAGAGCCGGGCCAUGGGGGGCAGCAUGCUGGCGCGCGCCGCCUGAGGACGCCGUAACACCCGCCCCCGCGAUGGGCGCCCCGGCUUGCGCCUUCGCGUUCUGCGUGGCGGUGGCAGUCGUGACCCGCGCCGCCUCCGGGCCCCCGGGCAUGGAGCAACGCGUCGUGCGGAGAGCGGCAGAGGCCCCGGGCCCUGAGCCUGGCCAGCAGGAGCUGGUCUUCGGCGCCGGGGAUGCUGUGGAGCUGAGCUGCCACCUGCCCACGGGGGCUCCCACGGGGCCCACCGUCUGGGUGAAAGACGGUGCGGGGCUGGUGCCCUCAGACCGCAUCCUGGUGGGGCCUCGGCGGCUGCAGGUGCUGAACGCCUCGCACGAGGACACGGGGGCCUACAGCUGCCGGCAGCGGCUCACCCAGCGGGUCCUGUGUCACUUCAGCGUGCGCGUGACGGAUGCUCCCGCCUCGGGGGACGACGAAGAUGGCGAGGACGAGGCCGACGACGCAGCAGGGGCCCCUUACUGGACACGGCCCGAGCGGAUGGACAAGAAGCUGCUGGCCGUGCCAGCUGCCAACACCGUCCGCUUCCGCUGCCCGGCUGCCGGCAACCCCACUCCAUCCAUCUCCUGGCUGAAGAAUGGCAAGGAGUUCCGAGGCGAGCAUCGCAUCGGGGGCAUCAAGCUGCGCCACCAGCAGUGGAGCCUGGUCAUGGAGAGCGUGGUGCCCUCCGACCGCGGCAACUACACGUGCGUCGUGGAGAACAAGUUUGGCAGCAUCCAGCAGACGUACACCCUGGACGUGCUCGAGCGCUCCCCGCACCGGCCCAUCCUGCAGGCGGGGCUGCCCGCCAACCAGACGGCCGUGCUGGGCAGCGACGUGGAGUUCCAUUGCAAGGUGUACAGCGACGCCCAGCCCCACAUCCAGUGGCUCAAGCACGUGGAGGUGAACGGCAGCAAAGUGGGGCCCGACGGCACGCCCUACGUCACCGUGCUCAAGUCGUGGAUGAGUGAGAGUGUGGAGGCCGACGCGCGCCUCCGCCUGGCCAAUGUGUCCGAGCGCGACGGGGGCGAGUACCUCUGUCGAGCCUCCAAUUUCAUAGGCGUGGCUGAGAAGGCCUUUUGGCUGCGUGUUCACGGGCCCCAAGCAGCCGAGGAGGAGCUGGUGGAGGCUGGUGAGGCUGGCAGUGUGUACGCGGGGGUCCUCAGCUACGGGCUGGGCUUUCUCCUCUUCAUCCUGGUGGUGGCCACCGUGACACUCUGCCGCCUGCGCAGCCCCCCCAAGAAGGGCCUGGGCUCGCCCACCGUACACAAGGUCUCCCGCUUCCCGCUCAAGCGACAGGUAACAGUGUCCUUGGAGUCCAGCUCGUCCAUGAGCUCCAACACGCCGCUGGUGCGCAUCGCCCGCCUGUCCUCGGGGGAGGGGCCCACCCUGGCCAACGUUUCGGAGCUCGAGCUGCCUGCCGACCCCAAGUGGGAGCUGUCCCGGGCCCGCCUGACCCUGGGCAAGCCUCUUGGGGAGGGCUGCUUCGGCCAGGUGGUCAUGGCAGAGGCCAUCGGCAUCGACAAGGACCGGGCUGCCAAGCCCGUCACGGUGGCCGUGAAGAUGCUGAAAGACGACGCCACCGACAAGGACCUGUCGGACCUGGUGUCCGAGAUGGAGAUGAUGAAGAUGAUCGGGAAACACAAGAACAUCAUCAACCUGCUGGGCGCCUGCACGCAGGGCGGGCCCCUGUACGUGCUGGUGGAGUACGCGGCCAAGGGCAACCUGCGGGAGUACCUGCGGGCGCGGCGGCCCCCGGGCACCGACUACUCCUUCGACACCUGCAGGCUGCCCGAGGAGCAGCUCACCUUCAAGGACCUGGUGUCCUGUGCCUACCAGGUGGCGCGGGGCAUGGAGUACCUGGCCUCACAGAAGUGCAUCCACAGGGACCUGGCAGCCCGCAACGUGCUGGUGACGGAGGACAACGUGAUGAAGAUCGCGGACUUCGGCCUGGCCCGCGACGUGCACAACCUCGACUACUACAAAAAGACCACCAACGGCCGGCUGCCCGUGAAGUGGAUGGCACCCGAGGCCUUGUUCGACCGCGUCUACACCCACCAGAGUGAUGUCUGGUCCUUCGGGGUUCUGCUGUGGGAGAUCUUCACGCUGGGGGGCUCGCCGUACCCCGGCAUCCCCGUGGAGGAGCUCUUCAAGCUGCUGAAGGAAGGCCACCGCAUGGACAAGCCGGCCAACUGCACACACGACCUGUACAUGAUCAUGCGGGAGUGCUGGCACGCCGCGCCCUCCCAGAGGCCCACCUUCAAGCAGCUGGUGGAGGACCUGGACCGCGUCCUCACGGUGACGUCCACCGACGAGUACCUGGACCUGUCGGUGCCCUUCGAGCAGUACUCGCCGGGCGGCCAGGACACGCCCAGCUCCAGCUCCUCAGGCGACGACUCGGUGUUUGCCCACGACCUGCUGCCUCCGGCCCCACCCAGCGGCGGGGGCUCGCGGACGUGAAGGGUCGCAGGCGGCGGGCGGGCCGAGCCCCCAUCAAUGUGAGAGCGGACCCCAGCCCACCGUGCGGCUGCCACGGGGUGACCACGCGUCCCACCGGCCAGACCCAGACGGGUCCGGGUGGGCGGACAGACGGCUUUGUGGGUGUGCGUGCACACGCGUGUGCGCAGGGGUCCCUGGGGUGCCUGCCCUGCUGGACAGUGACCUCCCGGCCACCUGUGCCAGCAGCACUGGGGACCGAAUGUAGAAUGCAAGGGGCUCCUCAGGGCAGGGAGCUGGGCCCCCCACUCCCUUUCCCCCCACUGCCGCCCCACAGGGCAUGUCGGGGUGGGCCGAGCCCCCUCCAAGUGCCCAAGCUGAGCCUACCGGUAAGGGCCCCCCGUGACACACCUCCUACCCCAGUGGCACCUGCGCCCGGGGUGCGUGAGCGGCCCCCACCUCCAGGCCUCCCCACCUCCCCGCUGCCCCUCAGAGACUGAAAUUACGGGUACCUGAAGGCAGGAGCCUUCAACUUCUAUCCGAAAGGUUUAUUUCAGAGAUGAGUGUACAUUUAUAUGCAUAGAUGCUGUGUAUAUGGUAUAUACACAUACGUAUAUAUAUAAAUACCUAUAUGGGAGGAGGACGCUGGUACAACUGAGGCGCGGGACCCUGAGGGCGCAGGCGGCGGAGGGGCUCUACUCGGGGAGGGCCCCUGGGGGUCUCACUAUGGAAACAGAUGCAGAAACCAGCAGAGGAUGGAGGGGCUUCUCUGGCACCGCGUUUGGUUGUAAAGAUUGUACCUGGACCUGUAUAUUUGUAAAGCUAUUUAUGGACCCCCCCCCCCCAGAGCCCGUGUCCCUGUUGCUCCCCGGGCUCCUAGUGCUUAGCUGGCCGUGUGGCAGAGGUUUAAGUUUUAACUUAUUAACAGUGAGAAGGUUUAUGCUUCGUUUAGGGGGGUGGCUGAGGAUGCGUCCAGCACACCAUCCGCGGCCGGAGCCGGCCCCCGGCCCCCUGAAGGGGGGAGAGUAGUUUGAGGUGAUGCCAGGGAGGCUGUUUGAUUUCCUUUGGCCUUCUUUUGCAGGAGACAUAGAUGUCUAUAGGAUUUUCUUUAGGAGAUUUAUUUUUUUGAACUUCAAAGCAAGCUGGUAUUUUCAUACAAGUUCUAAUUGCCAUGUGAUCCAGGCAGGGAGGCAGGUUCCGCGGGGGCCAGCCCUGCGUACAGGCUCAGAUGUUAUUAGAUAUUACGAGUUUAUAUAUAUCUAUAUAUAUAAUUUAUUGAGUUUUUACAAGAUGUAUUUGCUGUAGAUUUAACACUUCUUAUGCAAUGCUUCUGGACUUUUAUAGCCCGCACUACCUUUCAGAGCUUGGAAGAGAAAGCUGCAAUUUCCGUUUCAUUACUCUUUGUACCGGUAACAGCCUUGCGUUUGGACGGAUGUUUUCUGUCGCGGGCUGGGGUAGGGCUCUGUUCUCAUGGCCCCCAGCCUCGUGGGGGCCAAAGGUGUUGGCCCAAACUGGCAGACGUGCCUUCCGAAGAAAAUAAACAGACAACUGGUUCA